Acanthocheilonema viteae is the source of this 4872-nucleotide messenger RNA. Lineage: Eukaryota; Metazoa; Nematoda; Chromadorea; Rhabditida; Onchocercidae. The record is from the annotation of a GenBank genome assembly.
AUGGAUGGACAAGAUUUCUUGGCAAAUGAUCCGAUCGUAAGGAAUGUCGCAACGGUAACAUUACUUAUUUAUUUCAUUGCUGCUAUUGUUGGCAUCCCAGCAAAUAUUUAUGUGCUGAUUCGAAUGAAAAAAAAUGAUAGUGAAAAAUAUCGCAGUGGUACCGGUAUAGCACUUUGCUCAAUGGCCGCUGCUGACCUUUGCUCUUUAUUGUUGAUACUAUCACAAAAUCUCAUGCAAUUAUAUUCACAAUUUGAUGACAAUGAAGUGCUUAUGCAUUAUAUUUGUAAGAUAGUAUUAUUUUUGACGCAUACAGUAACGGGUAUUUCUAUUUGGUCAUGGCUAUUACUUUCAACACUUCGUUACCUCGCCAUAAGGCAUCCACUCUUCCAUCUUCAAUUAUGGCAAAUGCCAUGUCGAGCUUUAUCAUUUAUUAUAAUAGUAUCAUUGGUGUUGAAUGCUUGGCUUUUAUUGGCCGUUCAUUCCACUGAAUUUGGUUGUAUUCAACAGGCACUAUUCCGAUCACUUGCUUGGAAUCGUUUAUUUCAUAUUAUUGAAUGUGCUUGGAUGGGAUCGUGCGACUUCGAUUUAAUGCAAAUGUUUUCAGCAAAAAAAAGAUCUGAACAAACUUUUGAAUCACUAACUAUUGUUUGUGUAUAUUCUCGUAACAAUCAAACACUUACUCGACAUAAGCAUAAUCGUACAUUAUGGAGAUGGUUGGUGAUUGCAUUAAUUUGCAUAAUGUUGAAUACACCAGAAAAUAUGUAUCGAUUGGUGAUAUUAUUUGGAAUGUACGAUGUUCACGAAGAAGCGCUUCACUUCUCAGCGCGAAUGCUUGCGCAAGCGCUUUAUUUUAGCCAGUUUGCAUUUAAUGCUGUGUAUUUGGCACUAUUUGUAUUCGAUAAAUCAACCAGACCAAAAUCAUAUUUCGAGCAUUCCACGAACUCGAUGCCUUUAGGCCAAUCAUAAAAAAGGCCAAGCAAAUUGACGUUAUCGCGUUUCAUAUUUGAUGUUAGAAUAAAUAUUCCGGCGCAGAUGUUACGUCAAGAAGAAUGCCGCGUACCAUUUAUUCUCGCUCACGGACCACGUUCACUAGAAUUUGAAUUUAAAAUUAAUGUAGCAGAUUUUCGCAAAGAAAAUCCAACAUUGCUAGUGGAUUGUCAAAGUGAAUUGCGUAUGCAAAUUUCUGGAUUAAUUGCAAUACGUUUCGGUGCUUCAAAAGAUAUUAAUAAUACCGUUGAUACAGAAGUGAUAAUGAACGAAAUGCAGGAAACAGAUUUCGAACAUACAUUUAUCAUACGUGGUAUUGAUCCAUUCUUGGAAUCACUGCAUAAUAUUAUUUCAUCAACGAAAUAUGAAAAUGGUUUAAUCGGUUUUAGCAUUCUUAUAACAUAUCAGGAAACGGAAUUCAUGCAAUUUGUUCAACAGAAAAAUCGACUUCGACCAUUUACCUAUACAGAAAUCUGGAAUUGCCAAUUAAACAUCAAAGCUUACAGAGAUUUCAAAGUGUAUGGUUCAGAUGCAUAUUCCAUAAUGUAUUCAAAAUGGAUACUUUAUAUGAGUACCAAAUAUUUUCAUAAAUUGAUCGAUGAAAAUCCAAACAUCAAUGAAGCAACAUUAAAUUAUCCCCAUGAUGUUAUCAUUCAUGCUAUUUCUUUAGCAUUGAAAAAUCAGUUCCAGCAGGAAUAUAACAAGAAUAUUAGAAAAAUGUGCCAGAUAAUUGAAUUACUUUGCAUAUUAGAACCAAUUAAUGUGGAUAUAGCUAUCGAAAAUGUUGCUAUAGAACUUCAAUGCAGCAUUUUUGAUGAAUGGAAAUAUGUAGAUUUAGAUGAUUUAGUACAAAUACUAACAUUACCAAAGUAUUGGGAAUUGGAAGAGUUGAAAGUUGCAGUACGAUCUGUGAUCAUCGAUCUUCAUGGCAAACAGUUCCAAAAAGAGUAUAAUGAGCAAUCAACAGGUGAACGAUGUGCAAUGUAUCGAGAGCUUAUAUCUAGCGGUGUUUUAGAUGAGAAAUCUAAACCAGUAGAAAGUGAACUUGCAAAAAUCAAAAGAAUGAGCUGGAAAAUGAGCACGUUUUAUUCCAAAGAACAAGCUAUUAUCCUUUCACAUCGAGGUCACAGCGAAUUCAUCUUACCAUCUGAACUCGUAAAUAUCACCCAUAGAACUACGAACGCAAUCGCUAUGGUACUUUUAAAUAUUGCAUUGGCGCUGCUAAAUUGUUUGUUAGCAUUACCGAGCUGUUUUGAUCCAACUGGACGUUGCUUAAAUGGUGGAGUAUGUUUGAGGCAAAUCACGAAUGAAGCCCACUCAACUAUGUGUUCAUGCUCAGCAGGUUAUAGCGGUGAAAAAUGCGAAAAAAUUGUUGACAUUUGUGAGGCAUUUCCUCAUUACUGCAAUGCGGGUACGUGUGUAAGUGUAAACGGAUCUGCUGUAUGUCACUGUUCUGUGGGAUACUUCGGUCAAAAUUGUGAAUACAGCUUCGAUAAAUGCAAGCUUGGAAAUAUAUGCAGAAAUGGCGGCACUUGUAUUGAUGAUAUCUGCUUGUGUAUGGAUGGGUUUAGCGGUGAACUUUGUGAAAGGCAUGUACCGGAAAGAGAUGACUAUUUGCGAACUGGAUGUGAAGAAUAUCCGGAAUUUUGUUCAUUACGUUUUGCUGACGAAACCUGUAACGACGAAUGUAAUAAUGAAAAGUGUUUUUUUGAUGGUUUCGAUUGUGUUGUGAAUGCACAAAAGUGUAGACUUUCUGACUAUUGCGCUUUGCACUAUAUGGAUGGGAAAUGCGAUGAAGAAUGUGCAGUGCCAGAAUGCGGAUAUGACGGUAUGGAUUGUGAUGGGAAUACGUUUUUUCGCGAUCUAACAGAAAGCAAUACGAUUGGCAUCAUUUUCGACGUGUCGCCAACUAAAGUUCUUGAUAAGAUAUAUUCACUCCUUUCAAAACUUGCACAGAAACUACACAAUCCAGUACAUUUAGCCCUAGAUAACAACAAUAAAACUCGGAUUUAUGAGUGGUCAUUUGAAAAUGGAAUUGGGAAACAAAUAGAUCUGAAGAAACGGUGGGAAAUGUCAAGAAACACAACGGGCGUUCUGAUUUACGUGGAUAUUGAUUCGACAUUUUGUAAAGAACGUCUCCAUUUGAACGGGUCAAAUUUUAUGCCUUGUUUCACAGACAUUUUUGGUGCCACUGCUUAUCUUUAUAGCGCACUUUAUGAUGAGGACAAAAACCGAAUAAGCUUGGAUGACGUUACUGUUGAAAGACUUUUCGUAGAAAGUAGUAGAAGCCGUUCUCUUCCGGUUAUUGCUAUCUUCUUUAUUUGUUUUGUCUUAAUUGGAAUAACACUGUCGUGUUUCUAUGGAAUUUAUGGAUUUUGUGAUGUGUUGAAAAAACGGAAUCUCAAGAAAAAUCGUGCUCCUGUUUGGAAAGUACCAUCUUCUUUGGAAAGUAAUGUAACCAGCUGGUCAACAUUAUCAUCCGUUGAAGACUACUGUCCUGAUAAGAAUGCUUGUCGAAGAAAUAGAUUACCAUCACUAUCUGAGCUUUUCUCAAAUUCAUUUUCUUGGAGGCAAGAGCAGCCGGGAAAUGUUAAUAAUGGUAAUGGAGAUUAUUAUUUGGGAUCAGACUUAUUAAAAGCAAUAAAAUGUAAUGACAUCAAAGGAGUAUCGUUUUUGGUGCUUCAUGGAGCGGAUGUGAAUUGUUCUGAUUCGGACAACAAUACAGCGUUGCAUCAUGCAGUGAUUGUUAACAAUGACCAGAUUAUUCGUUUGCUGCUAAGUACUCACCGAUGUAAUUUGCGAGCUGUAAAUAUCUUGGGACAAACACCACUCAUUUUAACUGUUAGAUUUUCGCAUGUUUCUGAUCUCUGUGCUCGGUGCAUCCUUGAUUUUAUGUACACUGAGUAUUAUCGACAAGCAGAAUCAGUAAAUGGUACUUCCACAUCACAGCGGAUUGCUUUGAUUCCGCAAAAUGGUUCAUCACAAUCAAUGUUGAUAACUCCUAAUAAUGUUUGCCGAUUCGAUCCUUCGUUGAAACCAGCAGGGUCAGUUGGUUGUGUUUCUGUUCAGGAUAUAUUGUCCGAAAAGAAUGAUCCAACACUGACUGAUAUUUUCGGACGUACCGCUCUUCAUUAUGCUGCGCUUAACAGACGCAUCGAUCUUUUACCGAUGUUGCACGCAUUUGGUCUUAAAUUAGACACCGAAGAUAGCAAGGGAGAAACGCCCUUAUAUCUGGCUGCCCGCGAAGGUCAUGUGGAUGUGGUUAAUUUAUUACUAUCGUUUGGUGCAAAUAGUAGAAUCACUGAUCAACUCGGACGCACACCGUUGGAUGUAGCAAAGGAAAGAAGGCAUUAUCUUAUUGUGGAACUUUUAGAAAAUGUGAAAGUUAAUAAUGUUGAUAUUCCAAAGACACUGAAAAAAAAACGAAUUCGUAAACCAUCAUGUUCAGGUACUUCAGCGAAAGGUAAGUCGAAGAGGAAAUCUCAGAUUCCAGUUUCAUCUUCUCAGGAGACCAUGUCAUUGAUUUCAUCAAAUACUGCGAUUGCAUCGAAUGUAGAUUACAUGGAAGACAUUGGGGACAUCAAUGACGAUAUGGCAAUAUCAAACUCAUUUCUGAAUUCCAUUGAAUCGUUUGUACUUACGCCACCUGGACAAAUAUUGGCAGAAGCAGAAAAAGACUUUGAUUUGGACGUUGUAAAUCCAGAUGGACAGGAUUACAUUGAUCUUUCGACGAUUUCAUACCUUCCAUCUGAAUUUUUCCCUGAUGACGCAUUCUCUAUGGAGUCUUUUGAGGUGCGAAUAUUUUGGAAUGAACUUUUUGUUCUUAUUUGCUUUUUAAAUUUUCGAGCUAUCAUUCCGCAAGAUAUAUAUCUCUUAAAGGAUUGA